AUGAGGGCUCUUUUGACUGUACUUUGUCUUACAAUAACGAUCUGCUUGUCACAUGGCAAACCACCUGUUCCAAAUUCUUUAAUUAUUCGGCAGCGUCGUGAGUCAGAUGUUUUCGGAAAUACAAGACAGUUGGUAAAGGAACUGGUAGAAGGCUUGCGUGGAUCUGCCCGACAGGCUAUGGAGGCAAUUGGAAACUUUUCAACUGGUAUUCAAAAAGAAGUCAAACUGGUUAACGAGAAAAUUAAUACGGAAGUGCAGAAGUUACAAGGGCAAAUCGACGAUGGUAUUAAAUCUGUUACCGCCAGGUUUACUAACGCUACUGAAAUCGUAACAGACUGCGUUAAGUCGCAUCAACAACAAGCAGAGGAUCUCAUCAAUCGUACAUUUGUCGAAACCAGGGCUUGCGUAGACGACCGAAUACAACAACUUAGCUAUAUGAUAGGUAGCCUCGAGGCACAAUCGGUCGGCGCACUCGAUUAUGCAAAUAACGUAAUCGAAAGUAUGAGAAAGUGUACAACAGAGGACACGGAAAAUAUUAUAUACAUUGGAUCUUGUAUAGGACCCAUUGCGCUGCAAGCUCAAAUUAAGAGUAUAAUAUUCAUAGCGCAAAGUGGAGUUUCGAUCGCACGCAUUAACUUCGCAAUAGGCAUGCUACCAGCAGCAUUUGAAAUUUGCGCUGGUUCUAAUAUGAUGGAAGCUAGUGUCGGCACUGCGAAAAUAGUGAUCGAUAUAGGAAGCUGUUCGGCGUCAUCAAUAUAUUCAUCGCUUAUUUCCAUAAACUGA
This is a messenger RNA of Parnassius apollo (apollo), 783 nucleotides long. NCBI's taxonomy places the organism in Eukaryota, Metazoa, Arthropoda, Insecta, Lepidoptera, Papilionidae. The record is from the annotation of a GenBank genome assembly.